This is a messenger RNA of Penaeus indicus, 13298 nucleotides long. Its product is annotated as titin-like. Gene Ontology annotation, cellular component: ASAP complex; precatalytic spliceosome. Gene Ontology annotation, molecular function: RNA binding. The transcript has 19 exons. NCBI's taxonomy places the organism in Eukaryota, Metazoa, Arthropoda, Malacostraca, Decapoda, Penaeidae. The record is from RefSeq and is a predicted model, not a curated record. Gene Ontology annotation, biological process: RNA splicing. The coding region runs from base 78 to 11735 and encodes 3885 amino acids.
CUGGCUCUCAGUAGUGCAAAUGGAGUGAGGAUGGUCGUGUGUCGGGGGACGGCCGCUCGUGGAAUUGACGCAGCAAAAUGGGCGACCGAGCCAGGGGCCUCACCAUCGACGGCGUGCGGCUCAUCAAGGACCUCAAGGUGGUCGAGCUCAAGGCCGAGCUAGAGCGCCGAGGCCUAUCCAAGUCGGGCAGCAAGAAGGAACUGGUGGAACGUUUACGGAGUAGUGUACAAUUUGAGAACACAAAGUCCAAGGCAACAGCUGCUAUAAGUGAGGAGGAAGUUCCCAAUAGAUGGUUGCAAAAUGAAGCCAACUUAGACAACGACUUUAUCCGCGAAUAUUUUCAGUCCCAGCAGGCCCUCUACAGGCAGCAAAUUGAAGCUAGAAGACAGUAUAGAGAAACCAGUGGAGAAGGGGCAGCGCCAUCAACUCCAACAGCGGCUCUGCCCUCAGUCCAACAGGCGGCUCUUGGGGGCUCUCAGCAACCAGGCAAAGCCACUCCCUCAUCCCACAGCACCCCUCCAGCGACUUCAUCAACAGCAGCAGCUGGAGGAGGAGGAACAGCCAGUGUUGGCCGAGUGCACAUACAUCCUGUGAGCAAAACUACUCCAGAUUUAACUGCGAAAGCAAGCUCAGGUCCUGCUCACAAGCCAUCCCCAAGUCCCUCUGUCAGAACCUCCUUAGCUGCUGGCGUAACCUCACUGUCAUCCGGCGGACAAGCACCAGCGGCUAAAGAGGGAGCUGCAAAGGCAUAUGCAAACACAGUGGUUGGCACUGCACCCCGUAUAACUAGUGGUGAAACCUCGGUACCUUUGACCACUCGAACACCACCUAGAGAAAAGCCACAGACUCAACUUACCAUUAAGGUUAAAUUAAAGAAUGAUGCAACAGCAGUAACCACCCCACAAACACCCUCAACAUCAUCAAGUUCCAGUAGACCUAGUAGAAGUUCAGCACGUGCUGCUCGAGAGCUCAGUAGAGUCUCACUCGAAGACUCAGAGGAGGAGGAUGACUCUGAGGGAAGGGAGGAGCGUCAGCCACCUGUGAGGCGUUCCAGGAAGCGCUCAGCGCGGCACUCGCAGACCCCAGAGGAUCCUGACUUCGUUGCAGCUGGCACCAGCCACCUGAGCAGUCCCCCGAGCAGUGAUCUCAAAGACAGAGUGCCGUCUCUUAGGAUUAAGUUACCUGAACCUGUGCCUAAUGUGAAUUUAAGUGUUUCAACAACAGUUGAUGAAAAACCAAAGAAAAGAAUAGAGAGUGUAUCUAUUAAUAGGAAAGAACCUAAUAGUUUAUUGGAUGCAAAGUGCAGACGCCCUGUUCAUAGCAUUAGGAAGCACGUGAAUGACCCUCCACAAGACAUUGAAGGCUCGCUCAACAGAGAGACCUUAGUACCUGAUGUAAGUGUUAGAUCCACCGGUGAUAAUCUGAAAAAUCCAUGUCUUCAGGAAGGACCGAAACCCCCAGGGAAAAGCGGAGGCAGUGUUGGUGAUUCCAAGAACUUGAAAGAUACAUCGGUCAAACCUGAUUCUCCUGUGCCAUUAGACUGGUUGAAAAGAUCGCUAAGGACUAACCCUAAAAAACACGAACCCAGUGAGGCCGGUGCAAAUUCACAGGGACCAGACUAUGCAAGUUUACAACCAACGGUUUCGCUGAGACGUAUAGAGGCUGUACCCAGCACUGAGAGACAAAUUGCCAAAGAUGAACCAGUAGUGAGUCCUGUUAGCUUGAGUUGGAAAAGCCCAAGUGCUAGUGAAAGUCAAGAACCAGAAAGAAAAGCAGAAAGAGAAAGUUCUACGAAGAGAGAGAAUGCGAGAAAUCAGUUGGAAAGCAAAUCUGGAAAUAAACUAAGUGCAGAGGAAAGACUAGAGGCUUACAGUUCCAUAACUGUAUCAAAAGUCGAUACUCUAAAAAGAAAAGAACCGAGUGAUUUGAAUACCAGUAAAGGAGUAGAGUCGUCAACAUUAAGAACACUCCUUACAGGUGAAAAUAAAGAUAUUGUUAUUGUAGCAAACAAAAACAAAUCUGCAGCUGUUGAUGCACAAGACCAGCCUGACCAGAAGCAUUUGCCCAGUUUGAAAAGUCCUCAACAGAGAUCCAAAAGCACAGAAGACCUAGGUGUUAGUGCAUUAAGUUUGGUAAUAGUGCCCCCAGCAGAGAGUUUGUCCAGCACCAAACAGAGUGUAGGAAGAACCGUUGGGGAAACUCAAGUUAAAACUGUGAUAUAUGAGUCCAGUGAUCCAGAAUGGAAAACUGAUAGUACAAAGCCACAUUCUGAUUGCAAAUUCUCAAAAGAAACUGCCGAAAAGAAGGAACCUGACAAACACAGUCAGGUUGCUCAAGACGUCACCCAAGGGCCAAAUGUUAAAAGGGACCCCAGCGUUGUAGAGGAAAACUCAAAACCAGGGCUUGAAUGCAGCACUUCAGGUGGAACAACAGUUGCAUCUGGACACAAGGCAGCUAGUCUACCAACUGGUCCACUCAAAACAAAGAUCUGGGAAAAGUUGCUGACAACAGCACAGAAGAAAGACGUUUCCAAAGACACCCCAAAAGACUCGACCAAAAAGGAGGAAAAAGAGGAAACUUCUCUUCAGGUUCAGCAGACUGACCAGCACAUAAAAACAGAAACUGAUGUAAAGAAAGAAUUUGACAAAGAUCAACAGACAACAGAUGAGACUUGCUCUAGCCAAGGAACUGAAAGCUUUGAUAAGUCAGCUGAACAUCACGCUCAAGCCACAGAUGUGAAGACAGCUGUGAUAACCAACACCCAGAUAACUGAAGCUGUGCACAAACCUGGUGAGUUGCUAGAGAAGAGCACCAGAAAACCAAGUCUCAAGAGUGAGAAAGGAGAUGCUGCCCAAGAAACCAGCACAAAGGAAGAACUGAAAGAAAGUUCAUUAUCUGGAACUCAGCAGGUGCCCCAGAAGGAUACCCUUACUUCAGGAACCAAAAGGGAAGUAGUUCCUGAAACCCCAAAAGCCCCUGUAGUAAAUACACUUGGCAAACCAGCACCUGUUACAAAAGCAAAAUUGAUUCCAAAUUUAAAAACAUCUGUUACGGUUUCAACUGCAAGUGAAACUCCGGCCUCUACAAGUUGGAGAAAGGAAACGGUUUUUAAGAUAGAGGAGACCGAACCAGUUUCAGAAGAGGAAGGCAAGGCAGGUGCCCCAUCUAAACAGGAAAAAUUAGGGGAAGCCAGUAAGGAACCUAAAAACAAAAGCACAGAUAUCCAGAUCCAUAGAAAAGAAACUGUUGAACCGGUUACUGACAAGCCUCUCAAGGAAGAGCAGACUCUUCCAGAUUCAUCAGAUUCAGAUAAAAGAGAGCAGUCUGAUAAAGGUCAGACAAGCAAGAGCAAAUGGAAUAAAGCCUCCAAAGAAAGUCCAUCUGAACAGGAACCAGACACAGAGAAGAAGCCAGACUUAGAAUCACAACCAGAUCCCACAGCAACAACAGUUGCAGGAAAGUUGCUGCCUCCAGUUGCAAACAGAUCACAGGCUGAUAGCAAGAAUAGGUUACAACCUGAGCCUAAAGUUGAACCUCCAGAAAAGAUAACCAGCGUUGAGUCAACCAAGGAAGACAGAGGAAAGUUUGCCUCUUGCCCAGCAGAUAAAAAGGAUCAGCAGGUUAACCCAUCUGUAGAGAGCAAGGAACAAAUUGACCCUGAGCCUUGCAAGGAAUCUGAUGUGUCCCAGGAACUAAGUUUUGUAAAAGUAGGAAAACUUGAAAGGCCACUGCCUACAGAUACAAGCUUAAAAGAAACUAAAGAAGCAGAGAAAAAGGCAGAAAAUCAACCAUCUGGCCACAACCUAAACAAAAUAAAUGCCUCAAGCAGUGAGAGAUCGCAGAUAGUGACUAGUACGGAAGGAAGGAUUAAUGAAAUACCAGUUUCCAGCCAACACAGAUUUUUAACAUUUGAAACUUCUAAGAAAGAAGGAACUGAUUUGAGAGAGCUAGCAAGUGUUGAGAAAGAUCACACACACCAAGGUACGACUGUAAGUCCAAGAAGUCUAUCUGUUACAAGCCAAAUAACUGAGUGUAAAGAAGAUCCAACUACAGCCAGUAAAGUAACAUCUUGUGAAGAAGAGUCAGCUACAAAAGUCAAAGUAGAGGAUAGGAAAAACGAACCAGUCUCAACUUCAGAUCGCACACAUACUAAGAGUGAACACUUGAACAAAGUUUCAGGUGAGAAAGAUCCUCCUGUUUCCAGUGAAUUAAAGACUUCUGAAAACACUACAGUUUCCUCAAGCAAAGAUACACUCCCUAAGAGAGAAGAACCAGUCCCAGCAGAUAAAAGUGAUUCACAUCUCGAGAGCAAAGUAAUAAACAGCAAGGAAGAACCAACGCUAUCAAGCAAACUUUCAGCAAUCAAAGCUGCAAGUAGUGAAGAUCCAUCAUCUGUAAUAGAAGUUGCAUCUUGUGUGACAGAUUUCACUACUGAAAAGCCAAAAAGUGAGAAGAAAACAGCCCUCACUUCAGAAGAUUCUGUUAAGAAAGACCCAACUGCUAGUGAGAAAGAAUCGCCUCUGACAGGUAACGCUUCCAGCAGGGAAAAACAACCAGAAGUCUCAUCAGGCAUUUCCAAAUUCAAGGAAAAAACAUCUCUCACAGCAGAAGUUACUGAUCUAGAAGAAAAACCUGUUAUUUCCACUAGUGUAGGAAAAUCUGUUACAACAGAGGUUCAAAGUCAAGUGGAAAAAACAUCGGUCUUUUCAGAAGUUUCUGCUGAAAAGAAAGGGCUUGCUGUCACAGGUGAACUCCAAAUCUGUAAAAAAGAAGCACCAGUUAUAUCAGGUCUUAGUAGUGAGAGAAAACCAUCAGUGACAUCUGAACUCUCCAGUACUCAACCAACUCCUCCAGGUAAAGUUCUCAGUCAGGAUAAGAAGAUUGUCACGUGUGAAGUUUCAAGUAAUCGGAGAGAAUUACUCCCCACACCUGACAUUUCUAGUGGUGAAAAAGGAAUCACAUCAGACGUUCCUAAGAGUGAGAAAGAGCCAUCUGUAUCUUCUAAAGCUACACCAGUAUUUCUCACUAGAAAAGAAGAACCAAUACAGACGCCUGAAGUUCCCAGUGGUGAGAGAAAACCAUCUGAAACCUUUAAAACUUCAAGUAACAAGGAAGAACCUGCUGAUACACUUGAACUUCCCAGUAAUGAGAAAGAACUAAUUAGAACUAAAGCUCCAAGUAAUGAGAAGGAAUUAACUGUAACAAGUGAAGCUCCCAUUAGUAAGCAAGAAUUAGCUACAAAAUCUAAAGCAGACUCGGGUGAGAAAGAACCAUCUGUAAAAUUGCAAGACUCCCCAAGUGAGAAAGAACCAGCUGUAAAAUCUGAAGCCUCUACUAGUGAAAGAGAACCAGCUGUACAACUGCAAGACUCCUCAAGUAAGAAAGAACCAGUUGUAGAAUUGAAAGCUGCCACUAGUGAGAAAGAACCAUCAGUAAAAUCUGAAGUCUCCACCAGUGAGAAAGAACAAGUUGUAGAACUCCAGAAAUCCCCAAGAGAAAAAGAAACAACUGUAGAAUUAGAAGCCGUCUCUAGUAAGAAAGAACCACCGUUAAAAUCCGAAGCCUCUACGAGUGAGAAACAGUCAGCUGUACAAGCACAAGAAUCCUCAAGUGAGAAAGGACCAACAUUAGGAUCAAAAGCUGCCACUAGUGAGAAAGAACCAUCAAUAAAAUCUGAGGCCUCAGCUAGUGAGGAAGAACCAUCCAUCAAACCAGAAGACUCCCUAAGUGAGAAAGAACCAGCUGUAGGAUCAAAAGCUGCCACUAGUAAGAAGGAACCUGUGACUAAGAAAGAACCAAGUGUCACAUCAGAAGUUCCCAGUAGUGAGAAGGAACCACAGUCAGCAAUCACAUCUGAGAACGCUCCUAAAGAACUUCCUUCUGGUAAGAAAGAACCAACUGCAACUUGCAAAACAUUCAACGCUAAGGAAGAAUCAGUUGAAGAUUGUAAAAAGAAAGAGCAAACCGUAACUGACCUACUAAGUAGUGAGAAAGAUUUGGCUGAAACAACUGAAGCUCCCAUAAGUGAGCAAGAACCAGCUGUGAAAUUAGAAGCUUCAGAAAAACAGAAAGAAUCAGCUUUAGAAUCAAAAGCUUCUGAUAGUGAAAAAGAACCAGUGACUAAGAGAGAAGCUACUGUCACAUCAAAAGUUCCCGGUAGUAAGAAGGAGCCACUUCCUGUGAGGACAAGUGAGAACACUCAGAAAGAAUCAGAGGUCACAGGUGGAGUUGCAAUCUGUCCACCUCCAGACUCUCAAAUUAGUUUCACAGAGGCCAAAGCAUCUAGCAGUGUUUUUGGUGUAAAGGCUGAAAGUGCAAAGGAAUCAGAAGAACCAAAGGAACCACAAAAGGUUCCAGGAGCACAGACAGACCUUGCAAAACCCAGUGUUGAGAAAGUCAUACCUGAGAAAGUUUGUUCUGAGAGUGGUGCUGAACCAGAAGGAAACAGUCAAACUGCUUCAGAAGGUUUGCCCCUCCCACCUGUCCCUUGCUAUUUGAACCAGUCUUUUAAAGCUCCAGUAAACGAGACCAAGUCUUUUUUAGAAGCACAGGUUUCAGGUGAUUCCAUACAGUCUGACUUGCAAGAUAGAACUUCAGAUUACCUCAAACCUGUAUCAAGUAAGCAAGGAGUAUCAUCACAAGAGGAAGGUUCAUCUGUUGUGGCUGUAGAUAAUCAUAAAGAAAAGGAAUCAAAAGAAGACCCUGUAGAGUGUCACAAAGAGCUCUCUAUCAAAGUAGGCCUAUCAUCGCAAGACCUGAAAACUUUAAAUAACCUCAAAGAUCCUUACACAGAAUCAAAGGUUCCAAAUUGCCAGAGAGUCCUAUCCUCCAGCCAGGGAAAUUUAUUUUGUGGUAUUGAGAAGUUAAAAGUCCAAGAAACAACACUUGGCAAGUCUACAGCUAGGCAAGGUAAGCAACAGAUUUCAGCAGUAGAUUUACUCGCUUCAAAGUCAGCUGACAAACAGCAAGCUGAAUCUGUUUCAUGGCAAGGAAGUGCUAAGGAGGAUUCUCCCAAAAAUACCAAGGCAUCCAAAGCAUUAGAAUCAAAACUUUCUAAGGAAAUAACCUGUGUGAAAGAAGACUUCUCUAAAAAGGAAUCAAGUGUAGAAGAGGGCCUAAAGUCUGUUACUGAUAGGAGCCCAGAAAUCGAACUUGGAAGUAGCACUGUCUGUAUUUCAAAGCAAAAAGAGUGUAAAGAAGAUAAAUUAGAAAAAAGAGAUACUCCUGUGUUGAAACCAAGUCCAGUAGAGAAAGACUCUCUCAAUUUCUUUGAGGAUAUUACAAUUCAAGAGAGUUCAUUAUUAUCUAAGAAGAGAGAAUCACAUCAGGAGGACAAACCUGACAAUUCAGUUACAGAAAAGGAAGUAUUAUCUUUGAAGAGUGAAAGUGCUGAUUCCAGUUCCUCAGAAAAGAGUGAAGCCACUUUGACUCAAGAGAAAGACCGUAGUGAGUCAAAAGACAAAAAGUCACUUGAUUCUGAAAUCCAAAAUCCUGUUGUAGAAGAACAAUCAAAGGCUGUACCUGCUGAGCAACAGAACCAAUUUGAAAGUAGAUUAUUAAAAGUCUUUCCUGAAACAUCGAAACAGAAGGAUCAAGAUAUUCACAAAUCUUCCCUCAAAGUUUCCACAACUCUUGGUAAAGUCAGAAAACUCGAGAGUGAUUCAGUAUCAUCACAUCCUCCAGAUCUUCGGAAGGAUAAAAGUUAUCCAAAUACGAAAGAUAAACUUCAAGAACGAGAGCAGGUUGGUAAUCCCUUGGAAUUAAAUACUGAUACAAGUGCAGAUAAUCUACAUUUAUCUAAAAGUACAGUGUAUGAUCAGAAAGACUGUAACUGUUCUCUCAGUUUCGUUAAGAACCUAACUGAAAGUAUCACAAAGGAGUUAGACACUCCAUUGAAUGAUAUAGCAACUGCUGAGGCUAAAUCUUUGAGUGUAUCAGCAGCACCAUCUUAUCAGACUGAUUGUACAAGUGGAAACUCUCCCAGCGUUCCCAUAUCAGAACCAAAUCCCUUUGUCAAGAGGACAGAUACGCCGGAGUGUGUUGUUAACUCGCGUGCACUAGAUAAGGAAGGGCGCUUGACUUCAAAAGAUACUUUGUCAUCUGGUGUUCCAUAUCCAGCAUCAAACCCAGCCUCUGAAGAUCCUAAGAAACAAAAGGAUCUUGUGGAAAGGGAUGAGGCAACUCCUGCAGAUUUAGUAAGGAGUAGGAUCAGUGAACAAGUUGAGGAAACUGACCCGGAAUCCGAAGAGGAGACAUCGGGAACCGGAAGUGAUUCGGACUCUUCAGCGUCAGAUAGUGAGAAGAUGGCUCGCAGAAGAAAGACAGAGGCCACAGCCGAGGCGGAGCUGGAGACGAGCUCCCGCAGCUCGAGGAGAAGCAAGAGGGUGAGUGAGGCAGCGGCGGCCGCAGCUGAAGAGAACAGCACCGACAGCCCACUGGAGGCGGAAGAAACGCAGCGGGUGUCACAAAGCAGCUCUCGAAGCCUGAGCAAGAAGGACAGCAGUAAUGGUGACGUGCAGGAGGAGGAGACUACUAGAGUAAGCCGUUCCCGACGCAGCUCCAGGAGCAGAAGCGUGGACAAGGACAAGGUGGCUGAAAGUGAAGGAGCAAAAACCAGAGGCCGGCAUGCGCGAGGUGAGAGCACAGAGCAGGAGGAGCAAGAAGAGCAGGAGCAGGCAGUGGCCACAACUAGGAGGAGGAGGAAAAGCGGCAGCGUAGAGAAGGAGGCUCCCAAGACCCCCCUGAGGAGGUCGCGCCGCAUGUCACGAGGCGGAAGCACAGAACCAGAGGAGGUGGAAGAUCCACCCGAGGCAAAAUUGGUCGAUGGCGCGCCCAAGAAAUUGGAAGACAUCCAGGAGUUGAAUGAGAGCUGUAGUGAGACACCAAAAAAAUCAGCUGAGGCCAAGGAGCCAUGCGAGAAUUCAAGGGUGGAGUCACCAGUGAAGGAAGAAAAUGAAAUUUCCACCAAGGAUGGUCUAGGUAAGACUCCGAACACUGCAAAGCCCAAAAGAGACUCAAAGGAGAAGGAAGAAGGUGCUGAGGCAUCAGAGAAAAAUGAUGCCAAUACUAAAGAGACAGAAGAAGCUCCUGCAGAGGAAUCUCCCAAGAAGUCACAAGAUGACUCCCCCAAUAAACCACGUGAGAAAUCACCAAGGAAACACAGAGAAGAAUCAACCAGCAAAGACAGAGACGAGAGCUCGGAUGAAGAAGCGACAGGGGAAGGCCCAUCACCCCAGGAAAGAAGUUUGAGAGAGUCAGAGGAACACAACAGGAAGAGAAACCUCAGUGGUAGGAGUGGUAAUGAGGAGGAAGAAGCUGAAGAGGACGGCAAAAAUUCCUCGAACGAUAAGAAGGAAAGCUCAAUGUCUCGGCCGCGACUGCAGAGGAAUGAGGUAAAAAUGCUGGAGGUAAAGGCUGAUCAACCAGAGAAGAGCCGCAAGGACAGGUCGCGCUCCAGCAGCAGAUCCUCUAACAGCCCCUCAAGAUCACCCUCACCAAAGAAGGCCAAGCAGGAACAGACCAAGCUCAACAGCCGCAGAGACUCGGCGAGUGGAGACGAGAGGGAUGACAGAAGACGCAGCACCGACAAACGGCGAGACUCCUCAAGCAGGAGCAGACGCGAUUCUGAGACUUCCAAGGAUGCAUCGAGACCAAAGCUCAACAGGAACGAGGUGAAGGCUCCAGAGGCAAAGGCGGGCAAGAUGGAGAGGAAGAGCAGGAAAGAUCGCUCGCCCUCAGAAAGCAGGUCAUCCAGCGAUUCUUCCCGGUCCCCUGCCCACAAGAAGCACAAGAAGCGUUCCUCUUCAUCCUCUUCCUCAAGUUCCUCGAGCAACUCCUCCCGCUCGAGAUCAGGCUCUGGCCACCGCAAGCGGUUUGGCAGCGCAAGCAAGAAGAAGCCAGAAGCUGAUUCGUCAAGGUCUUCCCCGAGCAAGAGGCAAUUCCUUGCUUCCCCCGACCGUUCCAGAGCAAAGGAUAAUGGCGAAGAGUCCAAGGGACGACAUGUGCCUGCGGUGCCGGAGAAGAGGAGUCGCCAUUCACGCUCUCGGUCAAGAUCUCCCAAAAGCAAGACCCAUAAGCAAGAUGGAAACUCCUAUGAAUCCAAAAAGGACAGCAAAUCAUGGUCUGACAGCAGAAAGGACAGCCAAAACUCUGACAGAAGACAACAAGAGGAGGAGGAGAAGGAGAACAAGGAAACAAAGCCUAUGAUAGAUUAUUCUUCUUUCAAGUCAGUGAGGAAAGUAAGCUUAUCUCGAGGGAAGUCAAGGGAUGAAGAAGCUGAAAAAGACACAGACAAGCCCAAGAAGAGGAAGUGGGGUAAUUCAUCCUCAAGGAAAAUGUCCGUGGAUAUUUCCUCAGCUUCCCUUAAGACCAUUAUCCCUGAUGUGAAGCCCCUCCUGCCCUCGGAACUGCACAUGGGUGAAGACUCAGAACCCGAGUCAGGAGAGGCAAGUGACGCCGAGGGACCUGAACCACCCCCCAGCCUGGGUCAGGAGGCCAAGGAAGAGCUAAUGGAAGAGGGCGAGGAGGCCAGACCCAGGCGUGAGGUGCGGGAGGUUUCCCCAGUGGCAGUCAAACAGAGAAAGCGAUCCAAGUCACCGGAGGAGAAAGCCAUGAGGAAGAUCAGGAUGUACGAAGGGCCUCCGGUUAGCAAGCCGGCCGUUCCCCCUGCACGAAACCCACCUUCCAGAGUAGUGUUCAUCCAGCACCUAGUCCGGCCCUUCACCAUCAACCAGCUGCGCGAGUUGCUGCAGAGAACUGGUCGAUUAGUAGAUAAUGGUUUCUGGAUUGACAACAUCAAGUCCAAGUGCUUGGCAAUGUAUGAAAAUGAGGAUCAAGCUCAAGAAACCCGUGUUGCUUUGCAUGGUGUUAAAUGGCCAAUGUCAAACCCAAAGAAUUUGUUUGUUGAUUUUUCCACUGAGGAGGAGAUGAAAAAGAGACUGGAGGAGAACGCCCCUCCUCCCCAGAAAGCCAUUGAAGAAAAACGAGAUGAUAAAUGGAAACGCGAAGGGCCAGUGCGUGAGUGGGACUUGGCGAAGAUAGGAGAGCGCUCGCCAGGGGAGAGGGAGCGGGAACGCGAGAGGCUGAGAAGAGAGAGGGAGGAGGAGAGAAUGAGAGAACGCCGCAAGAGCCAGAGUCCAAGCGGGGCUGAAGGUGAAAAACAGAAAAAGAAACCAGAGGAACCUCCUGCCAAGCUGCUGGAUGAUUUGUUCCGCAAAACCAAGGCACAGCCGGCUAUUUACUGGCUGCCGCUGACCACCGAACAGAUUGCAGAGAAGGAGGCACAGCGACGCCAGAAGAUGGCCGAGGUGGAGCGCCUUCAGGCAGAGAUGAAAGCAGCCAAGGAGAAGGAGAACGAAGAAUGGGAGAAAAUCCGAGCUGAGAGAAAGAAGGAGCGUGAGAAGGAACGCGAGAAGGAGAGGGAGCGGGAGAAAGAGCGCGAGAAGGAGAGAGAGCGUGAGAGAGAGAAGGAGAAGGAGAAGAACGCUCGCAAGUCCCGCUCAAGGUCAAGGUCCCGUAGGAGGAGCCGUUCCUCAAGGAGGUCACCGCGAAGGUCCCCGAGGAGGUCGCCCCGCAGGUCCCCCAGAAGGUCACCCAGACGUUCUCCCAAGAGGUCACCGAGAAGGUCAGCAGGGAAGUCUCCUCGAAGAUCACCGCAACGUUCCCGGCGGUCCGCCAGCAGGGAGUCGCGACGAUCUCGCCGGAGGAGCCGCAGCCGUUCAAGAUCCCGCACUUGAUUCCAUGAAGGCAUUGUGAUGAGGGGAGCUCACAACCAUGUGAAGGAAACAUGAAAGAGAGAAAGAGAGAGCUUGCAAAAACAUGUAAACGAAUCCAUAUGCAACAAGAGGAGGAGGAGGACAAGUUACCACUACAACUGAUUGCUGGGUCCUACCGGCCCACAUCUUCCUAGAAGCAGUACUGUACUAAAACAAAAGAGGCUUCAGCACACCAGCUCCGACGCACCAGUCCUCUACCACCUACAAGGUUAUUGUUACACAUGUGUGCUACCUCCCCCUCCUCACCUCAUGCCUCUCAUAUCCUUCUUGCAUCCUUCAAACUUUCAUCACUUCCCUCCCCCCACCACCACCUCAUCCCCCCUUUUCUGCAGGUUUUCACCACGCAGUGCUCUUCUGGUGUUAGGAUUAGGUUUAUUUAUGCUGUCCAAGGUUUGAUUGAGAGAUUCUGAAGUGAGUCAAGAAUAAGUAGAAGAAUGUCUAGAAGAUAUUCUGAUUUUUUUUAAGAGCCGACUUCUCUAAUUUUCUUUGUCUGUGUUUGCAAUGCAUUCACAUCAUUGCUUUGUACCAAAUGGUAAGUAUUUAAUUUCGUUCAUUUUGCCUUGAAUAGUCAUUAGAUUAGCUUAAGAGUAGGUGAAGCUUAUUUUUAUUUUAUUUACAUAUCAGAAGAGCAUUGGGUGGUAAGGGAAGUGUUGAAAGCGUUAUGGGUGACGAGAGAGCUCCUGCGCUGUGAGAUUCACCGAUGACUCGUCAGGGUACCAGCGGGAACUACGAUGAUCACCAGUACUGACCAGCGUUUGUCCUAUAGCUUCCUCAUGGAAUGCCGUUCGCAAAGCUGUACAGCUUUUCAAAAUGCCUCAAGAGGCCCAAAACGUAAGGGAAAGACAGUUGUUUCCAUCCCUCGACGACCAAAUUAAUAAUGGACCGUACCUGUGGGUACUCUAAAACAUGAAUUGACAAGUUGAAGUGUUUUAUCCCUCUUGCGGAUCACGAUGAAGAGACAACACAGCAGUGAUGAAAUCAAGGCUUGUGAAUGGCUUGAAGUGAAACGGUGAUAGUGAAUUGUUGAAGUGUGUCCGAGUUAUUUAAAGAUGCAGACAAAAAGUGAUAUAGAAAAUCUGGGUUUACCGACUUGUAUCAAUUAAUUAUUGCACUUGAUCAUGGGAGAACAUAUCCAAGCACCAAGUGCCUGGAACAAACAGUGAUGCAGUGCCGUGCAUUAGUGACUGACUGAAGGGUAAACAACCCUCUCCCCUCUGAUUGUAUGGAGUACAAAAAUUUUAGUGAUGUGUAAACCCAGGUCGAUAAGGAGAUGGACAUCUGUGGAGAAGCAUGAUGCUCUCCAGGUGUGUGAACCACAUAUAAAGUUAACACGUGCUGAUUUAUGUAGGUCUACGGAUAUAUACAUUACACAGAUAAAACUUUUCAGUUUAGAGUAUUUUGAUGUUACAUUUUCAAGUGAAUUUAUGCACUUUAGGUUUUUAUUGUUUGAGAGAGAUCUAAAGAUUUCUUCAGUUGUGAUGACUUGUGGAUGAUUGUUUAUAAUGGAAUAAAGUAACACCCUUA